Molecule: messenger RNA, 4005 nt
Organism: Rhodotorula toruloides NP11
Lineage: Eukaryota; Fungi; Basidiomycota; Microbotryomycetes; Sporidiobolales; Sporidiobolaceae
Product: Heat shock factor (HSF)-type transcription factor
Exons: 5
Coding region: 1-4005 (1334 amino acids)
Biological process (GO): regulation of DNA-templated transcription
Molecular function (GO): sequence-specific DNA binding; DNA-binding transcription factor activity
Source: RefSeq, a predicted model, not a curated record
AUGGCCGACAGCAGCCAGCAGCAGUACGGCCAGCAGCAGCAACGGGGCCCGGACGCGGCGGACGGGCGUGCGGCGAGUGCGGGACACCCUCAUCAACAGGGCGGCCAAGCGGGGCAGCCACAGCGUGCGCAGGGCGGGACGAGUGCCGGAGGGGGCUACAUGGCGCAGAAUAGCUCGGGACAGCUGCCUGUUCCGCCACAGAACAUGUCCGGGAACCGCUCCCCCGCCCUCGCCAACUUCUCGCAACCGUCGCGCUACCCGUCCAUCCCGUCCAUGCAAGGACACCCGCCGACGUACCAGCCGUACCACAUGGGUCCCUCGAUGGGUCCGUACGGCCUCCCGCACGCGUCCACCGCGAACCAGCACCCCUACCACCACGCCUUCCCGUCUCACCCGCAACCGGUCGCCUACACCCCCUACACGCCGUACAUGCACACGCCCCAGCACCAACUGCCACACGGUCACCCCUACGCGUCGCCGAUGUCGUUCAACCACCUCGGUACGCCGCUCGACCCGAACGCCAUCCUCCCUCUCCCCAGCGGACCUUCACCUCGUCCGGCAGCUAGCGAUGCGCUGGCGCUCCCUACGCCUCCAGCGGCCUUCCAUACUGUACGCAACCCCCCUGCACCAGCUUUGCCAGUUCCUCCACCCGUCCAGAACGAGGUUCCCUUCCGCCUGCCGACUCCGCCCCCUCUACUCGAGGCCAAGACUGGCGCAGAAAACGCCAACGCCGCUGCCGGUCCUUCUACGAGCACUGCGGCGAGCACGGCUGCAGCAGCAAACUCUACGCCCGCUAUCCCUCCCGCCGCGCCGACCCCGAAGCCGGCUGACAGGCCUCCGCCUCGUCGCGCCUCGAUCGCAGCGGCCGCCAACCUGCCCGCUCGCGAUUCAUCAACUUCACCUCAGCCUCUCCGUGCCAGGUUGCGCGCACCCGCUCAGCCUGCACCCGCACCCGUCAUCGCGCCCGCGCCUGUCCCGGCUCACAAGCCGCGCAGGAGGAAAGGUCAGCCUGGGAGGAGGCCGAAGAACGGGAACAGCGGAGAUGGAGGAGCGGCGAAGAGGAGGGCUAGUCGUGGUGGAUGGGGAACGGGAGGUGGGAACAGGCCUGAGACGUUCUUGCGCAAGUUGUGGAAGCUGUUGAAGGGUGACCCCGAAGACGUCUCGGAGUACCUCCGCUGGGACAAGAGCGGCCGCCUCAUCAUCAUCCCCGACGAGAAGGUGCUCGUCGAAAAGGUCUGCAAGGUCCACUUUGCCCAGAAGAACAUCACCAGCUUCAACAAGCAAAUGAAUAACUGGGACUUCAAGCGCCACUCUCGCUCUCAGCGCGACAUCGCUGCCAUCGCCAAAGCCGAGCCAGGCGUGACCCGCCAGACGCGCAUCUGGUACCACACGACUCUUCGCUCCGACUCAUCAUGGGACGACGUCAACGCCGUCGGACGUCACGAGGACGGGUUGGCGAAGAAGCGGAGGGUGAAGAGUAAGACGACGGGUAUUGUCGAGGAAGGGCCGGGGAUCGGCAGGACCAAGAGGAAGAAGGGGACGCCGCCUUCAUUCGGGAAGCGCUCGGACGACGAGGGAGAUGACGAGAAGCCGUCGAGGUCGCAGUCGCCCGAAGCGGUUGAUGGGCCGUCGUCGAGCGUUGGGAAGCGUGCGGCGGCGCUCAGGAAGACGAUGCCGGCUAAGAAGCGCAGGAAGACGUACGACUCGAGCGACGAGUCGGACGACUUUAGCGACUCGUCCGAGGAGGAGGAGGGAAGCGAGGACGAAUCUGGCUCGGACGAGGAGGACGCCGAGGGAUCCGACUCGGGCGCCGACUUGAGCGGAUCGGAGGAGGGGGGCCAAAAGGCGGACAUCAAGAGCAAGGACAAGGCGAAGGCUCAGCCGGACGAGGAGGAAGAGGAGGAGGACGAAGAUGCGGAAGGCGAGCCGGACGAGGAGAUCCUAGAGCAGCAAAAGGCCGUGGCGGCGACAGCGGCAAAGGGCAAGGGCAAGGCGAAGUCGGCUACGCCCAAGAAGGACACGCCGGUCAAGGGCAAGGCGCGCGCCGCGUCGAGCGCUCCGUCGGGCUCGAAGCCGCCGCCGACCAGGCGCGCUCGCACCGACAACCCGUCGACCGCGCCUGCUCCGACCACCAAGCGCGCUGCUGCUGCCGCGGCGAAGGCUGCUGCCGCCAAGGCCGAGGAGGAGGAAAAGGAGAAGGCUCGCGAGGCGGAGGAGCACGAGCGCAAGCAGGCGGACGAGGCGGCGCAGGCGCUCGCCGCGGCUGAGCCUGAAAAGGUUGUCCAGCCCGCGAAGCCUGCCGGUGGUCGUCGCUCGACGAGGCGCAGCUUGGCGGCGGCGGCCGAGGCGAACGAGGAGGAGAAGGACGAGGUUGAGGAGGGGUCGGUUGAGUACAAGCAGGAAGGCGACGAGAAAGCCGCUGAGGCGGCGCAGGCGGGCGAGAAGCAAGAUGAGGAGAUGCGCGCCGACCCGGAGGAGGAGGCGCAGGAUGCACCGGCGGCUGAGCCGAUGCAGGUCGAUGAGCAGGCUGGCGCCGCGGAUGCAGGUGGCGACGCAGACGCCGAUGGCGAGUCUGACGAGGACGCCGAAGCACUGAAGAGCAUCGCGACCGCCGGCACGCGCAGGACUCGUAGCAGUCGCGGAGCCGCUCAAGCUUCUCCCGCCGCAACUCCCGCCGCCGCGGCCGCCGCCGCCAAGAAGCCCUCCGCCGCUCAGAAGUUCUCGCGACCCGUUCGCGACCGCACCUCGACUGGCCGCACGACUCGCCAGCAACAGCCGGCCGAGCCUGAGCCUGCUGUCGAGGGCGAACCUGCGCCGGCCAAGAACACGCGUGCUGGUCGUCGCAGCUUGGCGAAGGAGCCGGAUGUCGCGAAGGAGGAGACAGCCGCUGCUUCGACUGCUCAGACUGCUGCCGGCCGCGGCAAGAAGGGCAAGGGGCCGGCCGCGAACGCGCGCAAAUCAGCUGCCGCAACCGACGCUGCUCCUACCGCGUCGACUUCGACCUCCGGCACGACCGGCCGCAAGCUCAAGGGUCGCGGCGGAGGAUGGUACACGACCCCGCAGGACGAAAUGCAGAGCCACGACAUGCGUCGCGGCGGUGCAGGUUACCGCGCCGGAUCCGCCUCGAUGGACGGCGGCAGUGUCGACGGUAGCAGCGCGUCGGGCAGCUCGAACGGUGACCCGCCUAUGCUGCUCUCGCUCAACCCGCAGACGGGCGGCCGCCCGCUCGACGGUUACUCGCUGCCGCGCCCGCCUCAUCUCGUCGCUGGAGCGCGCGACUCUUCCACGCCCGCAACAGGCGACGCUUCCGGCUUCUCGCCUACGCCUUCCGCCUCGGCCGGCAUGGCUCGGAGCCCGUCUGCCGCUUCGAUGCAAGUCUACUACCCCGACUCGUCGAACCCGUACGGCUCGUCACCCUACCCUUCGUACCCUCACCAGCAACAAGCGCCCGUCGCGACCCACCGCCACCCGAUCCGCCGCCACGUCGCGCCGUACUUUUCCGAGCCGGGUCGCGCGCGUCCGGCGUACCACUACCACGGUGCUGAGCCUAUCGCGCGGCCCUACGUCAACCCGGCUCACCAAGUGACGGAUGAGAUGCUCGAGGAUGGCGACGAGGCGGACGUGUAUGGCGCCGAGUUUGCCGCCUCAGUUGCUGGUCCAUCGACUGGGUACGCCGCACCGCCUGCGAUGGACGGCUACGGCGACGAGCAAGGAUUCGGAUACUACCAGCACGCGGCUGCCGCUCCUCAGGCAAGGUCGCGCGACCCUUCAGCCGGCGCGAGCGACGCGGCUUCGAUGUUUUCGCUCCUGCCGGGAGGAUACAAGCGCCCUGAUGCCGCAGUGAGCGACUUGCGCGGUUCGCCGAAGGGCGACAAGGAGGACGCGGACAUGCAGGACGAUGGUCGUGAGGGGAGCUGGCCGAGGACCAUGACGAGGGGAGCGAGCGAGUUGUUCCCCGACCUCCAGCAACAGCAGCGCGAUGACCGCUACGCCAGCGACUUCUGA